Molecule: messenger RNA, 3854 nt
Organism: Pundamilia nyererei
Lineage: Eukaryota; Metazoa; Chordata; Actinopteri; Cichliformes; Cichlidae
Gene: znf366
Product: zinc finger protein 366
Exons: 7
Coding region: 806-3229 (807 amino acids)
Biological process (GO): regulation of transcription by RNA polymerase II; embryo development
Cellular component (GO): nucleus
Molecular function (GO): RNA polymerase II transcription regulatory region sequence-specific DNA binding; DNA-binding transcription factor activity, RNA polymerase II-specific
Source: RefSeq, a predicted model, not a curated record
AUUUUUUUCGUUUUUGCCAGAAAAAAUGAGAAAAUGUAAGACGUCUCUUUAAAUUUCUGGAAACUGUAGCAGGUGUUUUCUUAAAAUUUGAUACUCAUAAAUUGAAGCCUUGGGUAUUUUUAAAAUGUUUACAUUUUAAAAGCCAACAGGUAUGUAACCUGUGACAAACAUGAAGUGGAAACUGUAGUCAUGCAAGCAGUGGACUGGUACAGGUCUCAGCAGUUUCUCACUGAUAAGCACUACAGUGUUAACAGGAAUAGAAUUAAUCUGCACCACUAUUUUAAAUGUCAUGCAGAAGUAAGAUAGUUCCCCUCUGACUAUCUUCAUCUUUACAUCCAUUACAAUCAUCUAUUCUAUAUUUCUAUAUCAUACAGAUGCAAACUGCAGUUUUGUGAUUUUGCUUAAGUGAACUCCAGUAAAGUUUUGGCUAUCAGUCCAAAAAAGAAAAAGAAAAAAAAGAAGGAUGAAGAGCACAGAGAAAAAGAGAUGGAGAAGCGAAAAGGGGCCAGGAGGUAGAGGCGAACUUCUCACAGAUAACUUCCUAAUUUCAGACAAGGAGAAGAUCUGUGAGAAACGAAGAAGUGAAAGGUUUCAGGUUGAAACCUGAAAGGUGUGGGUGUCAACGGCACACCGUGCAUGCGUGUGUGUGUCCGCUUGCAUUCCUUCCACAGGAAUCUUCAGAGAAGUGGUUUCAUGUCAUAAAUAGAAACAGGACACAGUUUCAUUUGAUGCACUUUUGUCAAGUCUUUCUCCAAAUGUUACAACUGGAAAUAUAUGUAUGUAAGCAGUGGUGGAAAGUAAACACAUGCAAGAACUGAACGUGAAAGCAAAUGUGAGAAAGAAGAUGGAAAAAGAUAGAGUAAGCAUCUCACCGCGAAGAAGUCCUCCCCUCCGAGAAGAGCUAAGACAAACAUCUCAGCGCAGUUUCUACCUAAGCCCAGCUCCGCUCUUUAUUCAGCCCCCCAAAUUUUCUCCAGCUAGAUAUCCCAGCAUAUCACCCACCAGAGAUGCCUACAGUGCUUUUAGUCCACCUCUUUUCUUUCCCAUGCUUGGCCCCAGUUACACCCUCAAAGAAGGAUCCCAAAAACGCAAAAGGACUCCCUUAAAAGUAGAUGGCCAUGAGGGAGGUGAAUCUCCUGAGAAGGAGGCAGAAGAGGCAGAAGAAAGCCGCAGUAAGAAGACAGUGGACCUGCCACACAUUCCCUUUUCCCUCCCACCUCGUCCGUUUCCGUCUCCAUCUCCAAAACCCAUCCCUGGCAUGAUCGAGCUCAACAGCCUGCAGCUUCAACACAGACCUCCAGAUGUGAAUUUUCCUGUGCAGGUAAAACAGGAGCCACUCAGUCCUUCCCCCAUCUGGCCACCCUCUCCUCUGCUUCUUCACCCGCCCUACUUCCCACCUCUCCACCACAACCUUCUCCCUUACCCCUUCUUUAUGCCUGGCCCUAUCAUGCACCACCCCCCUGGUGGUUUCUACCCCAGAGAGGACCUCCGCCCCAGUCAUAGCGCCCGUGAAGGAGCUCCUCGAAGUGGUACGAGCAGCGCUGAGAAGCUCGGUCUCAAUGUUCACGUAGAUGACAGCUACUAUGUGGACGUUGGCGGAGACCAGAAGAGAUGGAAGUGUCGAAUGUGUGAGAAGUCCUACACAUCCAAGUAUAACCUGGUCACACACAUCCUGGGUCACAACGGCAUCAAACCACACGGAUGUCACCUGUGUGGGAAGCUAUUUAAGCAGCUGAGCCACCUGCAUACACACCUACUCACACACCAGGGAAUGAGGCCCCACAAGUGCCAGGUGUGCCACAAGGCCUUCACCCAGACCAGCCACCUGAAGAGACACAUGAUGCAGCACAGUGACGUGAAGCCAUACAGCUGCAGUGUGUGCGGUCGAGGUUUCGCUUAUCCCAGCGAGCUUCGAGCCCACGAGCUGAAGCAUGAAAAAGGUCAAGAGAAUGUAUGUGUGGAGUGUGGUCUAGACUUCCCCACACUGGCACAGCUAAAAAGGCACCUGACCGUCCACCGAGGUCCCACAUUGUACAGGUGUACAGAGUGCCAGAAGACUUUCCAGUAUCCCAGUCAGCUUCAGAACCACAUGAUGAAACACAAAGACAUCAGACCGUAUAUCUGCAGUGAGUGUGGGAUGGAGUUCAUCCAGUCGCACCACCUGAAACAGCACACGCUCACUCAUAAAGGGGUGAAGGAGCACAAGUGUCGCAUCUGUGGUCGUGAAUUCACCCUGUUGGCCAACAUGAAGCGUCACGUCCUCAUCCACACCAACAUUCGGGCCUACCAGUGCCACAUGUGCUUUAAGAGUUUCGUCCAGAAACAGACUCUAAAGGCUCACAUGAUCGUCCACUCGGACAUCAAGCCCUAUAAAUGCAAGCUUUGUGGGAAAGAAUUCAACAGGAUGCACAACCUAAUGGGCCACAUGCAUCUCCACUCAGACAGCAAACCCUUCAAAUGCCUAUACUGCCAGAGCAAGUUCACACUGAAGGGGAACCUCACCAGACACAUGAAGGUUAAACAUGGUGUCAUGGACAGAGGCCUGGAUGAGAGACUAUUUAGGCAAAGAGGGCGUUUCUGUCUGACCACCCCGAUGGACCUCCUCACCCACUUCAGCCAAGAGGAACCGUUUGACCUCUCCCAGAAACCCCCGGGUCUGCCCAGCCUCCGUCUCUCCCAGUCUGAUGGUGAGAGCGUCCCGGGAAGCUCCUGUCAGGAGGAGGAGGAUGAGGAGAGUUUGUACAGAAGGAGCCAGUACAGCCCUGAAGUAGACCACCACGAGGAAGCAGGUGCUCAGUACAUCCCUGAGCUGGAGGAAAGAAGGCAGGGAUCCCCUGGUGAACCGAGGGAAGGCAAGAGACAGAAACAGCAGAAGUACCAGGAAAGUUUAGAGGAUGAGACGUUUGAGAGGGAGUCAGUAGCAGAAGGUCAAUCUAAAGUUCCCAGAGGUAACAAGGUGCAGCUAUUGGAGUCCGAGACAUCCUAUGAAUCAGAUGCAGAAUUAGGUGAGCAGGUGUGCCGCCAAAAAAUGGUCCGUAGACAGUCAUAUGAAUAUGACUCAGAAGAAGAAGAAGCACAUCAGCAAGAGCUAGAUGAACCAAAACAAAGAAAAGAAAAGUUGGAUAACUUUCACAAGGCCAUCGAUGUGGAAGAGACAAACAAAUACGAGCGCAUUGCUCAAAGAGUUUACGGGUCAAACGGUGAAGAAGACAAACAUGAAGAAAAGUGAGUCAAAGACUCAGAAUUGUUUCUUGUUUAAAACUAAGUGGUUGUUUUGGAGGGCAACGACAAUAUGUAUGCUUCCAAACAUCUCUGAUUAGGGAAGGGUGGUGAGUAGCAGCGAAUGAACUUGUUGUUUAUUACCAGAGCAAAAAAAUCAAGAAUAAAUACAAGCUGUGAAGAAUAUUGCAUGUAAAAAACAUAUCAAAUUAUCAUUAAUAGUGACUGACAGAAGCUUUGGCUGGAAACGUGCAAUGUAAAUAAAAUGCAAACAGAUAUUUAAUGUUUUAGUUUUUUACAAAUCAUUUUGAAAUGUUUCUUAAAUAUGUAACUCUGGUUUGACUCAGAAUCUAAUCUGUGAUAUUAAAAUUUUAAGUGUUACUGAUCACACCAUUGUACAUGCUCUACUCAUGUUUGUGUGAUAUUGUUCUAAAAGUCAGCAAAAAACUGGAUGAAAAAUGUUUUUGACAGACACAAUUGAAAAAAAAAGCUAAAAUGAUUUUGUUUUUUUACAUUCUAUGUCUCGAUUGUUUUUUAUGCACAUGCUCUUUUUUGGAGAUAUUUCUGUGUUUUAUUGCAAUGUUGGUGAUCUGAAUAUGAUUCUGAUGAAUAAAUACUGAAAUAAAAGCUUGAAU